ACUGCCCACCGUUGGGCACUUCCGCCGGGCUCGGGUUUCCUUCGACUCGGCAUUUAAAUUGAGCUGCAGGACGUCAGCUGCUGCUACAUUCAGCGCAGUGCUAUGACAGAAAAUAGCCUUUAUCACUAGCAAAACAGGCUCCUUUUAUUUUUUUAACACAAAAACGAGAGAAAUAACUGUUGGUCCUGGGUGGUUCUGUGGGCAGAAGAGCGGUUGAACAAUAACGCUGCUCGAGCUCUGACAGCAGCUCGGUGCAUCAUUUUUGGGAUUCCUGUGCUAGCUGCUGGACCAGACUGAAUAGCGGUAACGUGAUGUUGUGCACGAGCGGAAUGAUUUAACUGGCUGAUAUAGAUUGGUAAACAAAACCAAACUUAUUGAAUGCAGUGGGGUUUUUUUGGGCCCGGGAGCAAGUGUGGCCUGGCCUGGGACGACCGAUGGACUAACGUUGCAUGAUGAGAGUGCAUUUAAAGGGUCAGGUUUAAAUUCUGAUUAAAAUAUACAACAGUUUGGAUUUCCGUUGUAGACAUUAACGGAGACAAAAAUCUUAAAUUUUCCUUCAGCUGGAUUAUAACAUCCCUCAAUAUCAUCAAUAACAACAGUCUUCACCCAUUCUAUUGUAGUACGAGAGACAGACAGACUGACUUUAACUGUUAUUUCAUCUAUAUACAUUUUUCUUGAGACUGAUGUGUGAUCUUUAGAUUUUCCAAAACAGACGUUUUAAAGAGAUUUAAUCUUUUUUGCAGCAAAAUAAUAGAUUUAUUUUUAGGGUGUUGUAGGCUACUAUACUUUUUGAGGAUUUAAAGGUGGAUCUUAAGUUGUGUUUUUUUUGUUUUUUUUUAAAUAAAUUAGAUAUUUGCUUUGUCUUCUUGUCUUAAAUGUAAAAUAAGCUGACACAAGUGACAAACAACAUCUUUGACCAGUUACACUCAUCAAAGGCUUUAACAACAAGCAACUAGCAAUCAUGUUCAGCUGGCUUGGAAGCGAUGACCGGAGGAAGAAGGAUCCGGAGGUCUUUCAGACCGUCAGUGAGGGACUGAAGAAGCUCUACAAAACCAAACUCCUGCCGCUGGAGGAGAGCUACAAGUUUCAUGAGUUUCACUCUCCGGCUCUGGAGGAUGCAGACUUUGACAACAAGCCCAUGGUCUUACUGGUGGGACAGUACUCCACCGGCAAGACCAGCUUCAUACGCUACCUGUUGGAGCAGGAUUUUCCCGGAAUGCGGAUCGGCCCCGAACCCACCACUGAUUCUUUCAUCGCGGUUAUGCACGGCGAUACAGAAGGAGUCAUCCCCGGCAACGCUUUAGUGGUUGACCCCAAGAAGCCCUUCAGAAAGCUGAACGCAUUUGGAAACGCAUUCCUUAACAGAUUUGUGUGUGCCCAACUGCCUAACCCAGUGCUGGAAAGCAUCAGUGUGAUUGACACACCAGGAAUUCUGUCAGGAGAGAAACAGAGGAUCAGUCGAGGCUAUGACUUUGCGGCUGUCUUGGAGUGGUUUGCAGAGCGAGUGGACAGGAUCAUAUUACUGUUUGACGCUCACAAACUGGACAUCUCUGAUGAGUUCUCCGAUGUGAUAAAAGCCCUGAAGAACCAUGAAGACAAGAUCAGGGUUGUGCUGAACAAGGCUGACCAGAUAGAGACCCAGCAGUUGAUGAGAGUGUACGGUGCCCUGAUGUGGUCCCUGGGGAAAAUAGUCAACACCCCUGAGGUGAUCCGCGUCUACAUUGGGUCAUUUUGGUCCCACCCUCUGUUGAUUCCAGACAACAGGAAGCUAUUUGAAGCAGAGGAACAGGACUUAUUCAAGGACAUACAGUCUUUACCGAGAAAUGCAGCUCUUAGAAAACUCAACGAUCUGAUUAAGAGGGCAAGACUAGCCAAGGUCCAUGCCUACAUUAUCAGCGCGCUGAAGAAAGACAUGCCCUCUGUGUUUGGGAAGGAGAACAAGAAGAAAGAACUGAUCGGCAGCCUGGGAGAUAUUUACAAACGCAUAGAGAGAGAGCAUCAGAUAUCACCUGGAGAUUUUCCUAAUCUGAAGAAGAUGCAGGACCAACUUCAAGCUCAGGAUCUCAACAAAUUCCAGCCUCUGAAACCCAAACUCCUGGAGGCAGUGGAGGACAUGCUGGCCCACGACAUCGCUGGCUUAAUGGUUCUGGUCCGCCAAGAAGAAAACCAGCGUCCCAACCCAGUCGUGAAGGGCGGUGCGUUCGACGGCACUAGGGACGGCCCGUUUGGUCACGGGUACGGCGAAGGAGCCGGCGAAGGCAUCGACGAAGCCGACUGGGUCGUCGCACGUGACAAACCUGCUUACGAUGAGAUUUUCUACACAUUGUCUCCCGUCAAUGGGAAGGUGACCGGAGCCAACGCCAAGAGGGAGAUGGUGAAGUCAAAACUGCCCAAUACGGUGCUGGGAAAGAUCUGGAAGCUGGCCGACAUCGAUAAGGAUGGGUUGCUUGAUGAUGAGGAGUUUGCGUUGGCCAAUCACCUGAUAAAAGUGAAACUGGAGGGACAUGAACUGCCAUCGGACCUGCCUGCACACCUGGUGCCUCCUUCCAAGAGGAAAAUACCUGAGUAAAUGUAAGAUUACAUCAUCCCCAACCCCCAAAACCAGUAACCCCUCCACCCAGAAGAAAAUUCAAAUAGGAAUAUUUCUGUAGCAAAAUAGCAAAACACUAUUAUUUUUUGAAAAUAUUUAGACCCCAUUUACAACUCUUAUUGGAUUCUAACCUACUAUGUUGCUGUCAUCCCCACAUCUGCAGUUUUUCCUUAGCUUCAAGAGGCAAAUAUUACUACAAAAUAUUCAGUCAAAUAAAGAAUGAUAAUGAAUGCUAAUUGACUUAGCAUUUGGAUUUAAAUGCUACAUUAUUGCAGUGCCGAAAUGGCUUUCACCAGGGUAGAAAAACUCAAUCUUUUUGAGUCCUUUAAGUAUGAGAUAUUAAGAGCUGUUAGGUAGAACUGGACUUUGAGAUGUUAGCUGACAUGGUAAUUAAUAAAGACAAACUAUUUAAACGUCUAAAACAAGAAACACUGGAAUACAACAACAUGUAAGGUGAUCUAAACUACUAGAAGAAAAUGGGAGAGAUAUGAAAAUGGGAAGACUGAAAGAAAGAGAGGUUUUGUUGAAAGGAUCAUUCAGGGAGAGGGGAAGAUUGGGAUGUAAAAAUGAACAAAUAUUGUAUUAUCUAUAACAAAUACACUGACUACAAGAUUCUACUCUGCUACCAAAAACAUGCCAGUCCUUGUAUCUUGAAGGUCCUGCAUUAUUUUCGAUCUCCUGUCACGGCUGAGUAUUUUGGCUUUUGUUUCAUGGCGACAUUAAAAAGUUACAAAGAAUUCCUAGUCUCUCUCUCUCUCUCUCUCUCUCUCUCUCUCUCUCUCUCUCUCUCUCUC
Molecule: messenger RNA, 3384 nt
Organism: Etheostoma spectabile (orangethroat darter)
Lineage: Eukaryota; Metazoa; Chordata; Actinopteri; Perciformes; Percidae
Gene: ehd3
Product: EH-domain containing 3
Exons: 9
Coding region: 962-2569 (535 amino acids)
Biological process (GO): endosomal transport; endocytosis
Cellular component (GO): plasma membrane; cytoplasm
Molecular function (GO): GTP binding; calcium ion binding; protein binding
Source: RefSeq, a predicted model, not a curated record